Molecule: messenger RNA, 1997 nt
Organism: Solanum dulcamara
Lineage: Eukaryota; Viridiplantae; Streptophyta; Magnoliopsida; Solanales; Solanaceae
Product: AT-hook motif nuclear-localized protein 27-like
Exons: 2
Coding region: 582-1358 (258 amino acids)
Biological process (GO): vegetative to reproductive phase transition of meristem
Cellular component (GO): nucleus
Molecular function (GO): DNA-binding transcription factor activity; minor groove of adenine-thymine-rich DNA binding
Source: RefSeq, a predicted model, not a curated record
AGUGGUAAAUAGAGUUGAAGGAAAAGGACAAGCGACUGAUUUGACUGCGGCUGCAGAUCCAAUUCCAAUAUUACCCACUUGCCCUAUUUGCCUCUCAACUCGUCCUUUGUUUCUUUCCAAAAAAGUACUUCUCCUUUUGCAACUAGCCCUUGUUUUUGUUUACUUCUUCUACAUUUAGCAUCUUUCAUUUUUCCCCCUUUCCUUUCCUUUCCCAAUUCUUAAAACGGCACUACUCCUAGUUUGUGCUCUCCUUUUUUCCUUGUAAAUCCUGAUUGGGUUUCUUACAGUAGAGCUUCGUUCUACAAUUGUGGUGAUCUAGCUAGCUAUUUAUGAACUUGUGCUGCUGAUUGGAUACCUAGCUAUACUCAUUGAAGGGUUGUUUUUCCGAUCGAUCGGUAUAUAUAUAUAAGUUAGUUAGUUAUUUACAGGUUUUUGAAUCGGCCAACUCCACAAACUUACUGGAUCCGAUCCUUUGUAAGUUAUGCAUCGAUAUUCAUGACACUAUACCUCAAUGUACAACUAUUUUUAUAUAUAAUUUAAUUAGUUACAAGUUAAGAUCGAGGAUCAUAAAUUAGUAGUAGAUGGAUUUUAAUUAUAGUUUGGGAUUGAGCCGGGGUGAAUCUGAUAGUGAUGCUGGUGCAAGUUCCGGUGGUGGAACUUCAAAUCGCCGGCCUCGAGGGCGUCCACCUGGAUCUAAAAAUAAGCCCAAGCCUCCAAUAAUCGUGACGAGAGAUACACCUAAUGCACUCAGAUCUCACGUGCUUGAGGUUUCAACGGAUGUUGAUAUCAUGGAAAGUGUCUCUAAUUACGCCAGGCGGAGAGGUAGAGGUGUUUGCAUUCUUAGUGGUAGCGGUACUGUUGCUAACGUCAACAUUCGUCAGCCUGCUUCCCCUGCUGGAAGUGUAGUCACUCUUCAUGGCCGUUUCGAGAUACUUUCCCUCUCAGGUACCGUGCUUCCUCCGCCUGCACCGCCCGGCUCCAGCGGCAUCUCUAUAUUUUUGUCUGGUGGACAAGGACAGGUUGUUGGAGGAUCCGUCGUAGGUCCUUUGAUCGCAUCAGGUCCGGUGGUGUUAAUGGCUGCCUCCUUUGCUAAUGCUGUAUUUGAACGCCUUCCCUUGGAGGAAGAGGACGGGGCUGCGCCGCCUCCUCCUCCUCCUGCUGUUGCUGCUACACAGGUACAGCCUGCUGCUUCACAGUCAUCAGGAGUAACCUGUGGUGGAGAAGCCGGUACUGGGCAUCCUGCUGGAACUGGGGAAGGUGGUGGUGGAACUAUGGCUUUUGGGAAUGGUUACUCAUUCUCAGCUGAGUUGCUUGGAUGGGGUGGCAAUGCUGCAAAUGAUCAAAGGCCCCCAUUUUAGUAUAUAUAAGCUAAGGAUGAUUGCGUUGCAAAAUUAGAAUGAUCAUGAGAGAACGUACCGGAUAAUUUUCGCCAGUGUUAAUAAUUACUACGAUUUAGCUUUCAUAUGAUUAUAUAUCUCAAAAUGGUUGGAGAUCGAUCGAGUGGAUGGAAUAGCUGGUGCAGGAAAUAGGAAGUUGUUGAAUUGCAUAGCCAGUUGUGGUUAGCUAAGACUGGAUUUUUCUAUUCCACUAACAGUGAAGCAUCAAUAGCAAGAGGCAGUUAUAAUUACUAUGGGGACAAGAGAAGGAAUCUAACUUUCUAUAUAUGAAACUUGAUAGCAUUGAGAGCAUUAUUCCAAAGGUGAGUAGCUAUCUUGCAUUUCAUGUACAUAGUGUUUGUACAAAUACUAUAUAUCACAUGAAACAAUGCUCAUCUUGGUUGUCUAAUCUUGUGCAAUUUUCCAUUGAUUUUCACUUGGCCUAUGAGAAUUUGUUUUGUUGUAAUCUUAGAUUACUAGGUACUUACGUAUGCAAUGGUGCAAAUAACUAUUACAAGAUAAAUUAGAGCUUUUACAGUGAUCAGUUUUCAGAUAUUGAUCGAUAUCCGUCGUUUUGUCCUGAACUACUUUUAUUGAAAUAUAUAUUGCUGAUUUUUAUCA